Menidia menidia (Atlantic silverside) is the source of this 813-nucleotide messenger RNA. The record is from the annotation of a GenBank genome assembly. NCBI's taxonomy places the organism in Eukaryota, Metazoa, Chordata, Actinopteri, Atheriniformes, Atherinopsidae.
AUGUGUGUUUAUUUGCUUGUCGCCAUAGUUUUAUCUUAUUUGGCUUGGAUAAAAUGGAUUUACUCACGACACCGGACAACUUUGAUCAAGUCGUUGACACAUUUACUGAACUUUUUAUCGGACAGAGAAGCUGUUGGCGCCGACAUCAGAGCUCUGAUUGUCACUGCGCAUCCAGAUGAUGAAUGUAUGUUCUUCUCGCCAACGAUUAUUCGACUCGUUGAAUUAAACGCCAGCGUGCAUGUGCUGUGUUUAUCUGAAGGAAACUACUACAAUCAAGGAGUUCUGCGUAGAGAGGAAUUUCUCAGAAGCUGUGAUGUGUUGGGCAUACCAGACUCCAGAAUCUCUAUAGUAGAUCACAAAAAACUUCCAGAUGACCCCAAAGCGGAGUGGAGCAUCUCCCUGGUCUCCUCCACCAUACUGAACCACAUGCGAGAUCACUCCUUCAACGUGGUGCUGACCUUCGAUGGGAGCGGGGUGAGCGGCCAUGCCAAUCAUAUAUCCAUCCAUAAAGCUGUCAGACACCUAGCUUCCACAGGAGAAGUGCCCUGUGACUGCGUGUUCCUCGCCCUGGAGACUGUUGGCCUUCUCAGGAAGUACACGUCCUUCCUGGAGCUUCCCCUCAGCUGGCUGCUGCCCUCACAUCUCCGCUGUAUUAUUGGCUCAAAGGGCUACAAGCGAGCCAAAGCUGCCAUGUUGUGUCAUCGUACUCAACUUUUGUGGUUUCGGUAUCUGUACAUCACCUUCUCUCGUUACAUGUUCGCAAACACAUUCCACAUGAUUCCGCAGGGACCAAAGAACCUUAAGAUCUAUUAA